AUUCGCAGCACCUCGCAGACCGAUGACGUCGUCUCGUUCCGCGGGAUGACACGGAAUUUAAGUUUGCUGGAUGGUAUCUUUGACACUUUUGUUAACGCAGUGGCUUGAAGAUAUCCGGGGUUACUUUUAUAGCCUCUUUUUCGGCUCUGUAACUGAUGGUGAUCCUGACGAGUCUUUUGUGCGUUCUGUAGAUAAAGUGGACAAUCUGUCUGUUCACGGUCUGGAGUGUUCGCGUGGUCUUAAUGAAUUCCCACAAGCGCAACUGCUGAGUGUUGGCCAUAACAAGGAUUGCUGUGCUGCUUCGUCAGGCCUUCGCACACUAUCACAUCCGCUUUUUCCCAUCACACAGAGAUGCUUUUCUAACGACAUGCGUCCCUACUCUCCUCCGAACUGUGGACUUGAGUCCAUAGAACUGUCCACCUAUCCUCGUUCUACAAAGCACCAUUUUUGCCCCAUUCCAUUAGACGCUGAUAUAUUUUGCGAUUCUUGCAAUUGUCCGAUCUACACCUUGGGUACUGGACCAGUUUGUCAGAGGUGUGCCGAUUGUCACAUUACUUGUCAUGAAUGGUGCACGAAAAGUGUCCAAGUUCCUUGCAAUGGCUUGUUCAGCGUCAACGAUCCCCCCUCCCGUGGUCCGAGUAAGGCGAAUCGUUUCACCAAUGGAGAUAUCGGAUUCACCUCACCUACGGAAUCUUCUCCCGCAUUACCAACCCCACUGUCCGACCUUCCCAUCUCUUCCAUGACAGCCGAUUUCCCUAUCCUUAUUGACCGGGGUCACGAUAAACAAUCGGCCAUUAGUAAACAUCCCACGGACACUGUUCUGCCAACUUCCGGAUCAGGCAACGUUACUCAACUUGAUUCAGAGCCCUCGCUUAAUGGCGAUACUGAUAUCUCACUUGGGGUUUUGGAUCAAAGUGAAUAUCCCGUUCACCAAGAGUCUCACACCAUCCUUACAAAUACUUUUGAGAAUGGGUUAGAACCUGUUGAAAGUCCUCCGCGCGAUACGGAAACAUUGGGGUCUGCUUCCCAUCCGACUUCCAUUGGACGAAGCAACACGGAAUUGGGUCGGGUCCGCAGGCCAUGCAAAACCAACUUGUCUGUCAGACAUUCAUUUUUGGCAGGGCACGGCUCAGGCGCCACUACUUAUUCGAGGCUUUCGUACGAUUUUUCCAGCCUUGAUCGCAAGACCAUCAAUGAUUACGGGAUUCGGGUGCGCGAACUCAAUCUAAAUUCUUCUGAUCGAUCACCUCCCUCUCCUCCUCAAAGAAUUUCCAGUUUGACCCCGAGUGCUUCACUACAGCAGUCGAGUACCCCAAGUCCGGACGCUUCUUCAGAAUUCGGACUUGCAACCGUGAUGCAGACGACGGCCAACUUCAUUAAGCGAAAGCCUCGACGCAAUGGAAAUGCUCCUUUCCAUCCGGCUCCCUCUCCUCCACUUGCAGUCGUAGUUGUUGGCCCUCGUGGUAAACUUCCUUACACAGCAGAACAGUUACUCGAGCGAUUAAGAGUAUUCAAUUCUAAUGAAUUUGGCCUCCAGUCUCGUCCGGUGCCUCAUUUGCCUCCCAAUGACUGUGAGGGCACAGUACGAAUCCACAUCAACCUUCUACGUCCAAUACACAUGCUCCUCACAGUUCGUCCAGUUUCUAUUUUCGAUCUGGUCGGCAAAGAGGACGACGCGGAUGGUAGUAGUUCCGAAGAUGCCUUGGAGGAGGAGUUCUCCUGGGACGUUCAUUCUUCGUCAGCCAACGAAAAGUGCUUAGAUCAAAACUCUGGCUUACUUGUUAAUGGUACCCACUUCUAUCCUCCAAAAUCGGCCGUCACUGCCAAUACACCAUCAUUUUCGGCGGAUUAUUGUGUGCCUUUCAACGGAGUCAAACGCCGCUUGUCCAAACGGCUCUUCGGCACCAAUCCGCAGUCAGCCACUUUCUGGUUACCGAGAGGAAGCACUAAACUUCUGUAUGUAAGAUUGUCCACCACUGCACAGAAAGUGAUCGCUGCUCUUCUUGAUCGAUUCCAACUUGAAGACAACCCGCAGAAAUUUGCGCUUUAUGAGCACACAAUUGAAGGGGAUCAACAAGUAUCUGUGCGGAAGCUGUACGACAACGAAUCUCCACUCGGUCUCUUUCUCCGCUGGACCGAAGAAGGAGAGAGCAAGUUCAAUCAGCUUCUCUGUGUGAAGCGUCUGGUUUUACAGGAGAACGAAACUGGUGACAUUGAGUGGAAUGGAUUUAGCCUCCCUGAACUCCACACUUUCUUGGGUAUUUUGAAUCAAGAAGAAGUAGAGUAUCGACGGAAAAUUGAGCUCAAAUACGAGUUACGACGUAAAGAGGUCCUCAGAUUGAUUGCGCUGCAUGAGCGUCAACGUCAACCCCAGACUUCUUCCGUGGUUGCCACAAGCGCUGAGAACUCAGACUGUGGCACUCUGCCGACGCUUUGUUGCCGCGGAGAGGAUUCUUUUAGUGAUGAAUCCAAAGUGAGCAUAUGUGCCCGUCCACAGCUCAGCACUGAUCCUUCACGUAACCCAAUGUCGGCAGCGAUCCCUCCAGUACUGAGAAAUCAUUCCGAGGAGAAUCCAGUCCGCCUUGGUGCGUUUAUCUGUGUUCCAAUAUUGUUUGUUCCUUAUCUCACCUUAUUCUUGAGUUCCUCUUUCUCUCUUUAUCGUGCACAACGAGUUGUAAAUUCACAUUGAAUCAACCGUCUCACACCUCUUUAUCUGCCUACCUAUGCAGACCAUUGUGAAUCCAACGAUGACUCGACGUUUGCUCCUAAUCACAACUCCUUUGGUUUGACAGUCACUUCCGCAAAAACCAGCCCAUCACACUCCCCUGAACGCACUGUGAACAAGGCAGCAAACACGUUACCGCGGCUGUUGGGCUCGGAUGAAAUGGGAAAAACUCUAUUCAGGCCUUCUGCGUAUAAACAAAUGAAAAAGGCGGACAAAGCCGAACAAAAACGCUUGGAGAAGGCGGAGAAAGAAAGACUUAAGGCGGAGAAAAAACGACUGAAGGCCGAGGCUAAGUUGGCGAGACAACAUCAGCCGGAUAUUCCGCCUACCCAUUCUCGUCGGCUGUUCAACCUGGUCGUUCUUCCACGCACUAGCUCUCCCUUCACCCCAACCGAUUCGCGUUCUACGCUGAAACGUUAAUAAUGCUGAUCAUCACCUGUGCCUUCCCUUCUAUUUUGUACACAUGUUACUUUAUUUAACCUGAGCCUUCCGUUCCGAUUGUCGCGCACCCAUCAGUCUUUCAUUCGUUCAACUAGAUCCCACCGGACACGACAUACGCAUGGAUUGGGAUUUUCAUUAACUUCCAACUUGUGCUGCUCCUGUAGCCUCAAAUUUCCUUCUCCCCUAGGCGCUUUUCACCAUCUUCAGACCUACUUACUGCAACGUCUUAGGCCGUUCUCAUCAUUUUGUAGCUGUCGAACCCACCCGGUUUUUUAAAAUGCAUGCAUUGUCCUCCACAUAUAUUUUAACGAAGAAUCUCUUUGAAUUCAG
Molecule: messenger RNA, 3496 nt
Organism: Dicrocoelium dendriticum
Lineage: Eukaryota; Metazoa; Platyhelminthes; Trematoda; Plagiorchiida; Dicrocoeliidae
Source: the annotation of a GenBank genome assembly